AUGCCAAUAAUUAUAAAUGGCUUUUGGAGCAAAUUGAAUGACAAUGCCUGGCCUAAUAAAAUGAAGGACGAAUUUUUAAAACAUCUCGAUUGCAAUGUAAUAGUUGUGAACUGGACCGAAGGGAGUUGCGAUUUUUAUCAUAACGCACAUAAAAAUACACGUAUCGCUGCGAUUGCAAUUGAAAAAUUUAUUAGAAAUCUGCAGGUAUAAAUAAUAAUAAAUUAUUUAAACAUAAUCUCUCU
Messenger RNA from Medioppia subpectinata, 242 nucleotides. Lineage: Eukaryota; Metazoa; Arthropoda; Arachnida; Sarcoptiformes; Oppiidae. The record is from the annotation of a GenBank genome assembly.